AUGAAUCAAGGGGGUAUCGAACGGUGAGUUCGUGUUUUGCCAUCCGUUCUUGCUUUCCUGUCCAGAUGACUGUUUUUCUCUUAUUUGCUCUCAAUAGCCCAUCACAUUCAUGCCUUCUCGGCGUAUAGGACCGAAAUAGGUCUACGGCCAUAGGCUUACAACUGAAUGAGUAGGAGAGAGGUAAUCUCUCAAUGUAGUCAAAAAAGCCACGAAAACUAGCUUUCAUCGGUUUCAUAUGGCUGUUAAAUCCAAAAUGUUUCAGACAAUCUAAAUUGGCUCGACCAUAAAUAGUGAAAAUGAGUUGAAAGCUGAGUAAUUUUAAUUGGACGUACGCUGGGAUUAUUGGUGUCAUGGGUUGCUACCCACAACGCAACCAUCCUGGUUCGUCUUAAAAUAAAACGGACUUCAAACUCUCAUUAACCCUGUGAUCUUAACUUUCUCCUGAGGCAAUCCUCGCAAAUACACAGAUAAACAAAUGCAUUUUUCUCAGUCUUUACGAUUUGAUGAUAGGAGAGAUCGCUUGUGAAAUGUUCAGCAAUAAAACUGUACGUGCAGGCGCAUCUGAGGUCUGUCUCCAAAUAACUAACUUCGGCGUCACCAGAAUAUUAGCCUAAGCACUAAGCAGAACUACUGUAAGUGAUUAAAAUUUGGCCCAAUAGAACACUUGCGUAGUGUUCUCCAGGCAAAGACUGAGGUCUCCUAUGUCGCACCACCAUGGCGUAAUAGGAAAACGAGCUAGCAAUGAGUUAUGUAGCCGUCUGCGUUUGCUACAGUGCGGUGGCCGAUCUGACAAAAUGUUGGCCGAAAUUCUAAAAUGCGUUUUCGAUUAGGAAGGAUUACCUAGGUGGGGUUGUAAUGUUGCUCAUCAAGCGACAUACUCCCAUAGUAUUUCGGACUCGCAGGAUGUCGGCUUUUAAAUGUACUUCUUUUCGACCUCCCAUAGAAGCUACACUCGGUAAAAUGAUUACUUCAGUAAAAUGCAUUUUUCACAUUGAUUUUCGAUGGUCUCAUAAACUCAAAUAUACAUGCACAAAAUAUACUUUCCCUUGCUCGUUUGGUAGAAAAUAACAUUGUCCUUACAUUUUAUACCCGAAGAAAGCGUAUAUUUAGGUUCUGAAAAUUUUUCUCUAUUCCUCAAUAAUUUUGGGACAGAUCAGCCGUUGCAUUACCAUUUAAUGAUUCCAGUCUACAAGACGCAUGCUUUUCACAUAAAAGAUAACAUAUUCCUCUAUGCCUUCAGGAAGAUACCAUGGUGAGUUCAUAAAAUUUUUCAAUGGAUGUGGACAUUGUUGUACGUUUCACGAGGAGCAUCGAUAGACGGAGAUGUGCGACGGCGUCUGUAUAAACAUCGCACGGUCUUUUAAAUCUCACAAUUAGAAACUUUUUUAAGACCUAGAUAUGCGCUUUCUUCGGGUAUAAGAUGUAAAGACAAUGUUAUUUUCUACCAAACAAGUGAAAUAAAGCAUAUUUUUGUGCAUAAUUUCCAUAAAAAAUAUCUGAAUUUAUAUGACUAUCGAAAAUCAAUAUGAAAAGUACAUGCUAAUUAAGUAGUCAUUUUACCAAGUGUGGCUUCUAAGAGACGUCGAAAAGAAGUUCAUUCAAAAGCCGACAUCCUGGUGAGUCUGAAAUACUAUGGGAUUAUGUCGCUUGAUAAGCAACAUUACGACCCCACCUAGGUAACCCUUCCGUAUCGAAAACGCAUCUCAGAAUUUCGGCCAACAUUUCAUCAGAUCGGUCACGCAUUGUAUAUAGCGUUCCAUAUGGGGAAACCUGAGUUUCUGCAUGGGACAAGGUCAGGGUUGGUAACUGAAAAAAGGGUACUAGUAUUCCGAUACUGCAAUGGGCUUUUAGCUAAUACCUGUGUUGUUAGUAUGGUAAAUCAUUGUAAAAAUGCUGCUUUAGUUCAGUACUUUCACCUAGUGGAUUACGAAUGCGUGUGCGUCUGCUGGAGGUCUAAGAAGACCCAUGUAUUUUCAAUAUUUUCUGAGCAAGAGAUGAUACAUUCAAGGCGAUAUUCUGACCGAUGUCGAAGUAAAUAAAACAGCACAUAACGUCAAUAAACAUUACAUUUGGAAAUGCAACUGGGUCAUCUUGGUAUGGGCAAACAGAUAGCUGGCUGCUGAUAAAGACUCUUUCCUUUGCCUUAAGCAGUUACGAUAAAGCUUUGUAAAGUAGACGACCUGUUUAUGCUAGAUGAGCGUGUAACUUAACUGCUUAUUCAAAAUGAAAUCACAAAAUUAAGUGUGGGCCGAUAUUACCAAGGAACCAUCAUUUCACGUCUCAACAGAACUCUUCCCCAUCUCGUUUAAGGUAGGACAGAACUUAGAAGUGAGCAUUUUUGGAGGACUCAACUAAAAAUACCCAUUUUCCUCAAUUUUAGGUACAACGGAAAGUUCCUCAUUGCUGGCAUCGCACUGCUCGUAUACGUGGUACUCGCUGUAUCAUUCCUCUUGGUUUGCAAAUUCCGGUACAAGGGUGGACCCAAACAGGCAGACGAAAGUGAUGCUGAAGAAGAUGAUGAUUAUGAUGAUGAUGAGAAAUCUGAGGGGAAGGUUGCAUUUGCUGGUGGGAAAGAUGACAAACCAGUAAUUGAUGAAUACAUGUAA
Molecule: messenger RNA, 2606 nt
Organism: Spirometra erinaceieuropaei
Lineage: Eukaryota; Metazoa; Platyhelminthes; Cestoda; Diphyllobothriidea; Diphyllobothriidae
Source: the annotation of a GenBank genome assembly